GUUUGUCUGCGCUGAGUUUGAUUAUUUCUCCUGGAGGAAAGCGAGCAGACAAAGAAGUUUACAGCCGCCGAUAACAGGGUUCCCAGUCUAACACGGACCUCACGGCGCGCAGAGGACACCCAGUACACCUCGGGAGCUCCAUCCAUUUUCAAAAUUUUCUCCAACUUCAGCCCUCAGACAAACAUUAGCAUGAUGUCGUAUCUAAAGCAACCACCUUACACAGUCAAUGGACUCAGCUUAACCACUUCCGGAAUGGAUCUUUUGCAUCCAUCAGUGGGCUAUCCAGCAACGCCACGGAAGCAGAGGAGAGAGAGGACUACUUUUACACGCGCGCAGCUCGACGUUUUGGAGGCGUUGUUCGCCAAAACUCGAUACCCGGACAUAUUCAUGCGCGAGGAGGUGGCCCUGAAAAUCAAUCUACCUGAGUCCCGAGUACAGGUCUGGUUUAAGAACCGGAGGGCAAAGUGUCGCCAGCAGCAGCAGCAGCAGCAGAACGGGGGCCAGAACAAAGUCCGACCUGCCAAAAAGAAAAGUUCUCCAACCAGAGAGGUCAGCUCCGAGAGCGGCGCCAGCGGCCAGUUCACGCCCCCCACCAGCACCACCACUGUCCCCGCCAUCUCCACCAGCACCGCCCCGGUGUCCAUCUGGAGCCCUGCGUCCAUCUCCCCUCUCGCGGACCCCCUGUCUACCUCCUCCUCGUGCAUGCAGAGGUCCUACCCUAUGACGUACACGCAGGCCUCGAGCUACAGCCAGGGCUACGCCGGCUCGACGUCCUAUUUCGGCGGCAUGGACUGCGGUUCCUACCUCACCCCCAUGCACCACCAGCUGUCGGGACCCGGCUCGACCCUCAGUCCCAUGAGCACGAACGCGGUCACGAGCCACCUGAACCAGUCCCCGGCGUCCCUCUCCAGCCAGGGCUACGGGACGUCCGGCCUGGGCUUCAACUCCACGGCGGACUGCUUGGAUUAUAAGGACCAGGCCGCGUCCUGGAAGCUGAACUUCAAUGCCGAUUGCUUGGAUUAUAAGGAUCAGACAUCCUCGUGGAAAUUCCAGGUCCUGUGAAAAGAGCAAUCAGGUGUUAUUAAAAACAAAAGUGCACAAAAC
Messenger RNA from Cheilinus undulatus (humphead wrasse), 1104 nucleotides. RefSeq names its product orthodenticle homeobox 2b (gene otx2b). Gene Ontology annotation, molecular function: DNA-binding transcription factor activity, RNA polymerase II-specific; RNA polymerase II cis-regulatory region sequence-specific DNA binding. Gene Ontology annotation, biological process: multicellular organism development; regulation of transcription by RNA polymerase II. The transcript has 4 exons. Bases 190 to 1062 code for a protein of 290 amino acids. Gene Ontology annotation, cellular component: nucleus. The record is from RefSeq and is a predicted model, not a curated record. NCBI's taxonomy places the organism in Eukaryota, Metazoa, Chordata, Actinopteri, Labriformes, Labridae.